UGAACGUUCCCUGCCCACGUUAUACUCAGCUGACCCGCCGUGGUUUUAUUAUGCUCGCUGCAAUAGCUAGAGUAGGCCUUUGCUCAGUACAUCAACGAGUUUUCACUGGAUUGAAUAAUAUAGCCCUGGUCCAACACCAAAACAUGUCUUCAAACGCCAAAAUCCCGAUCACGCUACUGGGAUCGAUGGCAUUUGGGGGGCGCGCUGACGCGGAGUUGAGUGAGAAAAUGGUGAAAGCUUUCCUGGACCGUGGACACAGAGAGUUAGAUACAGCAUUCAUGUACACAGAUGGACAGGCAGAGACGAUUAUUGGUGGAAUGGACCUACCCAAGAAUGUGAGUAUCGCAACCAAAGCAAACCCAUGGGAUGGAAAGACCCUGAAGCCGGAGAGUGUUCGCUCGCAGUUAGAGACGUCUCUGAAAAGGCUACACACACAGUGUGUGGACAUCUUUUACCUGCAUGCUCCAGACCACCAGAAUCCCAUAGUGGACACACUUCGAGCCUGCAAUGAGCUGCACAAGGAGGGAAAGUACAAGGAGCUUGGUUUAUCUAACUAUGCAUCCUGGGAGGUUGCAGAAAUCUACUGCAUAUGCAAACACAACAACUGGGUUCUUCCCACAGUCUAUCAGGGCAUGUACAAUUCCACCACAAGACAGGUGGAGACAGAACUGCUCCCAUGUCUUAGAAACUUUGGCAUGCGCUUCUAUGCAUACAACCCUCUGGCAGGCGGCCUCCUCACGGGGAAGUAUCACUACGAGGACAAAGACACAAGCCAGCCUGCUGGCUUUUUUGGCAACAACUGGGCAGGAGCCUACAGAGAUCGAUAUUGGAAAGAGAGCCACUUCCAAGGAGUUGACCUAGUUCGGAAGGCACUGGAAGCGGCAUAUGGCACAAACAAACCCACUCUUACCUCAGCCGCUAUCCGCUGGAUGUACCACCAUUCUCACCUCAAGGGAGAGCUUGGCGAUGGCAUGAUCAUUGGCAUGUCUACCAUGGAGCAGCUCCUUGAGAACCUCAAUGCCUCCGAAGAGGGUCCUUUGAAGGUAGAGGUGGUGGAGGCCUUCAAGCAGGCCUGGGACUUAGUCGCCCACGAGUGUCCCAACUAUUUCCGCUAAAGGCACCAGGGUAAGCCUGCUUAUUAGGGAUCUGGGAGGACUGAACUGGACAUGAGAAGAUGGCCACACACUGAGGACUUGAGAUGUGAAUCAAUUCCCCAUUGGUAUUUUUUUCAAUCUAUGCAAGACAGUGGAUAUUAAUCUAUUCCUGGUUGUGGAAAAAUUGCCUUAAUUAUGACAAGCUGCAGUUCACAGACAUAGAAGUCAUUUUAGGUGGCUGCACUGUACUACAGUUCAGCAUUGUUGGCUGCAAAAAUGUGAUGAAUUUAUGGAGAUUGGACAGUUGCUAUACAAGACGCUCUACUUCUUUGUUUCCAAUAUUAUUAAAAGUCUAAUUUUCUAUG
Alosa alosa (allis shad) is the source of this 1459-nucleotide messenger RNA. RefSeq names its product aldo-keto reductase family 7, member A3 (aflatoxin aldehyde reductase) (gene akr7a3). Gene Ontology annotation, molecular function: oxidoreductase activity. The record is from RefSeq and is a predicted model, not a curated record. Lineage: Eukaryota; Metazoa; Chordata; Actinopteri; Clupeiformes; Clupeidae.